Coregonus clupeaformis (lake whitefish) is the source of this 3076-nucleotide messenger RNA. It is a transcript of the gene dzip1l, whose product is annotated as DAZ interacting zinc finger protein 1-like. Gene Ontology annotation, biological process: cilium assembly. The record is from RefSeq and is a predicted model, not a curated record. The transcript has 17 exons. Gene Ontology annotation, cellular component: ciliary basal body; cytoplasm. The coding region runs from base 331 to 2676 and encodes 781 amino acids. Lineage: Eukaryota; Metazoa; Chordata; Actinopteri; Salmoniformes; Salmonidae.
ACGCAAGACAAUUGCCCAAAGGGCGUUUCGUUUCCUAGGUAACAGCCGGAGCGUGCCUUGUAGAACUCAGCAGGGGGACAGCCCUCCACCCAUCACACCGUUUUUGGUGCAAGCUAGAGAACACCCUGUGCAUUAUUCGUGCAAGUUACAUUUUUUGUAAAGUUGUGUGUCUAGAAAACUUUUACUGAAAUAUUGCAAAUUUUAGAAUAGUGCCAAUACGUUCACUUCCCAGCAGCAAGCAAGUGGGCAAAACAGGGCUAAGCCAAGGACAGCUGCAUCUCCUCCGAGGCCCACUACCCCACCUCCUUCCCUCCCAGAUCCUACACCACCAUGCCUGGCCAGUUCAGCACCCCCAGUGACCCUCCUGUCUCCUUUCCCUCCUCAUGGAGCCCUGGCCCCCUGCAGCCCCUACGUUUCCGAGCCCGAACUGAAACCAUGGACUGGCGGCGCCUCUCUGCCCUGGACGUGGAUCGCGUGGCCAGGGAGAUGGACGUGGUUCUACUGCAGGAGUACAUAUCUGCUGUCACCUUCUGUGAUGUCACAGGUGAGAGGUGUCCCCACUGCCGUAGCCCUGCUGACCCGGCCCUUGUCAAGCUCCUACGUAUGUCCCAGCUCAGCACAGAGUACCUGCUGCACUGUCAGGACUACCUGAGCUCCCAGCUGUCUGGGCUGGAGGAGCGUCUACAGAGGGCCCUCUCUAAGGCAGACCGAGAGGGAGAGGAGAGGGCCAGGCUGGACUCUGAGCUACAGGCCACCAAACAGGAGAGCAAGCGUAGGAAGAAGAUGAUCGCCACACAGCAGCUUCUGCUACAGGCUAGCUUCAACAACUACCACAAGUGCCAAUGCUGUGAGAAAUCCUUCAUCAACUAUUCCUACUUACAAGCCCACCUACAACGCAGGCAUCCAGAGGUGACAGACACAGAGCGGCAGAAGAAGAGGCAGGUGGAACAGAUGGAGGAUGGGAUAGAGGAGCUGAGAGAGAGGCUGAAACUGGCCCAGAUCAGACUGGAGAUGGAGAGGGAAGCAGAGGCUCUUAGGAAACAGCAGGAGCUGGACUAUCAGCGAAGGAAAGAGGCCUCGGAGCGAGAGAAGAUGGAGAGCUGGAAGGAGGAGGAGAGGAAGACGUUUCAGGAGGAGAUGAGGGACCUGAAGCGGCUGUUCCUGCAGGAGUUCAGACAUAUGGCCAGCAAGAGCUCCUCCGUCGAGGCUAAACUGCAGGAGCUGCAGACCAGAGAAGUGACCGUUUCUAACCUGGGCUCCUAUCAUGAGGAGGAUGAGCUGCAGCAGAGAAAGGAGAGGGAGGUGAAGGAGAAGAUGACUCAGCAGAAGCGUGAGUGGAAGAAACGGUUUAUGGAGGUCCAGAACAGGCACCUGUUGGAGAGAGACGAGCUGCAGAGUGAGAAUGACAGGCUGCGUCUGGCCCUGUCUGUAGACCAAAGGUCAGACCUACACAGGCUAGAGCAGCUGGUCACCUCCCUGUCUACCAGGGUCAAGCAGAAAGACCGGCUCAUCAGGUCUCAGGAGGAUAAGAUCAACAAGAUGUCUAGAAGACCAGUGGCAGACACUCCCAUCAAACAAGCGGUCCAACACUCCACAGAGGAGGAGGAGGAGGAGGAGGAGGAGGAGGAGGAGGAGGAAGAAAGUCUGGAGGACUCUGGUGAGACCAGGAGGAGGCUGUUGGAGUCCCUCCGGAGGAACCCCGCCUUGGUGAAGGAGUUCAGACCCAUACUAGAGAAAACCCUGGAGGAGAGGCUGGAGAACAUGGGCCUCAGAAAGGGAACCAAGGGUAUAUCCAAGAAUACCCUUAAAAGCCUGAGCUCGUUGGUAUCUGGUCAGCGACAGCAGAUGUCCAGACAGAUAGCAGACCUCCUGGAGCUCAGAGAGAGCUUGGCAAGAGAGCUAACCCGCAGGGUGCACCGCCUGCAGAGGAGCCAGGGGACCACCAUACCUACUUUACCCAGUACCACCCCUCAGUCCCACAAGAAGAGGAGACCUAGCCAGGAGAAGAGCCCAAAGAGCAGACUGACCCCGGUGAAGGUGAAGGCCUCCCUGAGGACCCCGGUGAAGGUGAAGGCCUCCCCGAGGAGAGAGAAAGCUCCACAACCUCAACAGACACCAAGCACUCAUAGAAAAAAGAACAGCACCCCUCCUUUCAGUUCUGAGGGUGAGGAGUCAGGAGAAGACAGUGCCUAUGUCACCAGCCCUGGCAGUAGGUCUGGCCCCUCUGUGAGGGUGGUGCGGUCUGGAUCCAGCCCAAGGCAGAAGUACCCUAUGGCUGGUUCUACCCAGGGAGAGGACUGGUCUGGGACAGACACAGAGCUCUCAGAAGGGCCGGCCAGUCUAACUGCCCACCGUGGAGCACAAGGGUCUGUGGUUAAAUCCCUGACCAGAAGCUUGGAGAGACAGUUGAACUCUCCAAUGAACAAGCCAGUAGGAGGGACCAGAGUGGUGCCACCAGCAGCAGCCAAGGUCGUACCCAAACCCAGGACAGCUGUAAAAACCCUACAGUUAUCAGAUGAGGAGAGCGACCUAGAACUGUCUUCCAUCGAGGAGCCCCUGCCGGUAGGGGGCCAGUCUCAGUCCCUAGGGGGGCGAGGGAGCACCGAGGUGGGCCUGGGAGGAACCUCAGGAACCAGCGUGUGGAGCUCCUCAACCAGCAGAGCAGGAGGGCUUUAAAACGCUUCUCAUGUUUUUGAUUUUAUUUAGUGGUAUGUGUCCUUUUAUUUAUCCAGAUGAGUGCCUUUUGAGAUGGAAAUCUCUGUUUUUCAAUGGGCCAUAUGUAAUAUAUACGUUAUUCUUUCCCAGUCAUAAAACAAUAACAGAAGCUGCAUUACAACGUGAUGAGGAGCUGGAGUGUAAUAGCCUUUCAGUUUUAUUCAAUCUUCCAGAAUAAAACUCAACAAAAAUAUAAACGCAAAGUGUAAAGUAAAGUGUUUCAUGAGCUGAAAUAAAGGAUCCCAGAAUUGUUCCAUAUGCACAAAAUUAUAAAAUUUUUGGGCACUCAUUUCUUUACAUCCCUGUUAGUGAGCAUUUCUCCUUUGCCAAGAUAAACCAUCCACCUGCCAGGUGUGGCAUA